Molecule: messenger RNA, 969 nt
Organism: Closterium sp. Yama58-4
Lineage: Eukaryota; Viridiplantae; Streptophyta; Zygnematophyceae; Desmidiales; Closteriaceae
Source: the annotation of a GenBank genome assembly
AUGCCAUAUCAGCAAGCCUCACCUGGACAAGAAAGACCAUUGGAUGCACUUCAAGCUCGGUCCCAGUUCGCACACGUCUUAAAGCUACAAACGUCAAGGCCAUUCGAUGGUAAAUAUUUCUUCAUCUGGUCGUUCGAGUUCGAGCUAAUGAUGGAAGGCGCGCAGAUUCUCGGCUUCUUCGACGGGUCCCUGCCAUACCCAAUACACGGCACACAGUACGACAAGCAGCAGUAUACGUAUCAGUCAAUGAUGGCAUAUACAAUCCUGCUGAGGAACAUCACUCCGAAUCAGCAGCAGAACAUUCGGUCUUACCGGGGAUACGGCAACUCCGCCGAGCUCGCAUACAACCACUUGAAGAACCUGUAUCAAGCAACAGACAGCGUCAAUCAAAGUCGAUUAAUGGCGCAAUUGACAAUAGUUGAAAUGAAACCGGCGAAAAAGGAAUGGCGUAUAUCAGCCGCUGUCGCGAAUUGCGCGGCAAACUCCUUCGAUGCGGAGGGUCGAUAUCGGAAGACGCCUUCGUCACAGUUGUCAUCGGCGGUCUUGGUCCUCAGUGGCGCUCCACUCGCGCCAUACUCCGAGCUCACGGGAAAAUAUCCGAAGCAGCACUCUGCGCCGAGAUUCACGCUGAGCAGCAAGACAUGGACCUGCAAGAAGAACGACACAAGAAGAAGGCAUCAGUACCCGAAUUCGCAUUCCACACUCAACGGCGUUACAACAACAACAACAACCGGCAUCAACCAAAACCCGUACCUCCGUUCUGCCACAUCUGCAAGACAUCAGGUCACCCUCGCACACACUGCCCAAACCGGCAGCAGCCAACACCAACGCAGCGGCAGCUUCGACCUUCAAGCAGUCAAGUCGCCUCAACGCAAGCGAAUCCCACCACUCAAGUACAAGCCUCAACAACAUCAACGGGACAAUCUGCACAAGGAUCAAGAAACAUCAUCAGUUGUAUGGCCAAAUUAA